AUAAAAAAAAAUAUAAAAUGUAGUUCGUUUUGCGCUCCCAACUCCCUCUCCUCACUCAAUCACUCAUCUUCUCCCUCGAACGCUGAGACGGAUCCGGAGAGGGUGCUUCUCGAAUCUCGAAUCUCGUCCUCUUUAUUAACUCCUCCUCCUCUCCCCAUUUCUCCUUGUUUCGCUUCUAGAUCCCUCCUCGUUAUCCUCCCGUUCUGGCUUCUGCUUGCCCUAGUCCUGCGAAUCAGGAUUCGCAGUAGAUGACGUUAAUUUGUAGAAUAAAUUAGGGUCUGAGCAAACAGAUCUGGCAGUGUAAAUUUUGCUAUAGCUGAAGUCAAUAUGGCGAGAUCUCGGAUCUCAGAUGGAUCUUACUCUCUGAUCCUCUCUGCUUUGUUGUAUCUGCUCUUAAUCGUCUCUCCUGGCAAUGCCUUCUAUCUCCCUGGUAGUUAUAUGCACACAUACGCACAAGGCGAAACCAUUUGGGUCAAAGUCAACUCCCUUACUUCCAUCGAGACCGAGCUCCCUUUCAGUUACUACAGCCUCCCCUACUGCUGGCCGCAGGGCGGGAUCAAGAAGAGUGCUGAGAAUUUAGGGGAGCUUCUCAUGGGCGAUCAGAUUGAUAACUCUCCGUAUAGAUUUCGUGUUAAUGUUAGUGAGUCCCUCUACCUCUGCACCACAAACCCAUUAAAUGAGAAUGAAGUGAAGCUUUUGAAGCAGAGGACCCGUGAUCUUUAUCAGGUCAACAUGAUUCUCGACAACCUUCCUGUACUGCGGUUCACUGAGCAGAAUGGGCUUACAGUUCAGUGGACUGGGUUCCCUGUUGGGUACACUCCAGUUGGUAGUUCAGAAGAUUAUAUUAUCAACCACUUGAAGUUUAAGGUCUUGGUUCAUGAGUAUGAAGGAAGUAACGUGGAGAUUAUUAGCACGGGGGAAGAGGGCUUUGGAGUGAUCUCAGAUACCGAUAAGAAGAAGAUGUCGGGGUAUGAGAUUGUAGGGUUUGAAGUUGUCCCGUGCAGUGUGAAGCGGGACCCAGAAUCCAUGUUGAAGAAAAACAUGUAUGAUAAAAUUGAUUCUGUGAACUGCCCACUGGAGAUUGAGAAAUCUCAGAUGAUUCGCGAACGAGAAAGGAUCUCGUUUACUUAUGAAGUCGAGUUUGUGAAAAGCGAUAUCAGAUGGCCCUCACGGUGGGAUGCUUAUUUAAAAAUGGAGGGCUCAAAGGUCCAUUGGUUCUCGAUAAUGAAUUCUUUGAUGGUUAUCCUCUUCUUGGCGGGGAUUGUAUUUGUUAUAUUCCUAAGGACUGUUAGGAGAGAUCUAACUAAAUAUGAGGAGCUGGAUAAAGAAGCCCAAGCUCAGAUGAAUGAGGAGCUUUCAGGGUGGAAACUCGUUGUGGGCGAUGUAUUCAGAGAGCCUGCUUGCUCAAAGCUACUAUGCGUCAUGGUUGGGGAUGGAGUUCAGAUUUUGGGAAUGGGCAUAGUCGCAAUCAUCUUUGCUGCUCUAGGAUUCAUGUCUCCUGCCUCGAGAGGAAUGCUGUUGACAGGCAUGAUCAUUCUCUAUCUCUUCCUUGGUAUUGCAGCUGGAUAUGUUGGUGUUCGCCUCUACAGGACUAUAAAGGGUAGCUCUGAAGGAUGGAGGUCGCUUUCUUGGUCAAUUGCCUGCUUUUUCCCUGGAAUAAUAUUCGUAAUUCUCACCACACUAAAUUUUAUACUGUGGAAGAACAAGAGUACUGGGGCUUUACCCAUCUCACUCUUUUUCACUCUUCUGGCCCUUUGGUUCUGCAUCUCGGUGCCGCUUACCCUUUUUGGUGGGUUUCUGGGCACAAGGGCUGAACAUAUAGAAUUCCCAGUUCGUACUAAUCAGAUCCCAAGAGAAAUUCCUGAAGGGAAAUACCCAUCUUGGCUUCUUGUUCUUGGUGCUGGAACACUUCCCUUUGGCACCCUCUUCAUUGAGCUCUUCUUCAUUCUCUCUAGUAUAUGGCUUGGGAGGUUCUAUUAUGUGUUUGGAUUCCUACUUAUCGUUUUCCUAUUGCUUGUGAUUGUCUGUGCCGAAGUGUCGGUCGUUUUGACUUACAUGCAUCUCUGCGUGGAGGACUGGAAAUGGUGGUGGAAAGCUUUCUUUGCUUCUGGCUCGGUUGCCCUUUAUGUGCUCCUAUACUCGAUCAACUACCUGGUGUUUGACCUUAGAAGCUUGAGUGGGCCUGUUUCUGCUAUACUCUACCUUGGUUAUUCACUGAUCAUGGCUUUUGCUAUCAUGCUAUCGACCGGCACAAUCGGCUUUUUGAUGUCAUUUUCUUUUGUUUACUAUCUUUUCUCAUCCGUAAAGAUUGAUUGAAGGUACUCUUCUCCAUCUCUUGAUGCCAUAAGUUUAGUAAAUUAAUCUACUCCAGAGUCUACCUAUUAUUACAGCUGAAAUUUACCAUUAAUCAACCUGUACCUUUUCAUACUCUGUAUUCUUUUGUUGCAUUUCUCUCAGAUUCAUGCAUAAACUUUUGUAAUUCAGGCUUGCUGCUUAUGUGCUUUUAGCAAUAUUUAAUGUAGCUUCCAAGUUCUAUCAAUAUUCUGGAUUUAUGGUGGAGGUUGUUUCUUU
This is a messenger RNA of Ananas comosus (pineapple), 2571 nucleotides long. Its product is annotated as transmembrane 9 superfamily member 12-like. The transcript is spliced from 2 exons. Gene Ontology annotation, cellular component: membrane. The coding region runs from base 328 to 2316 and encodes 662 amino acids. Lineage: Eukaryota; Viridiplantae; Streptophyta; Magnoliopsida; Poales; Bromeliaceae. Gene Ontology annotation, biological process: protein localization to membrane. The record is from RefSeq and is a predicted model, not a curated record.